Molecule: messenger RNA, 2577 nt
Organism: Medioppia subpectinata
Lineage: Eukaryota; Metazoa; Arthropoda; Arachnida; Sarcoptiformes; Oppiidae
Source: the annotation of a GenBank genome assembly
UCUGCGUAUGGGUUGAUAAGUCUCGUGAAUACAUACGGAUUGGAUAUCAAAUCAUUAAUAAAUGGUUUUAUCAAAUAUGAUAACGGAUCCGGAGAUGAAGUGGUCAUCAAAUCCAUUGGUUUACAAAACCAAUCACUAAAUGCUUUCGAUUGUUAUUUAAUGGGAAAACUAACGUUUGAAAACAUGGAGUACUCGAAUGCAAUGAUAUGGUUAACUCAAGCCAUCACUAAAAUUGAUAACAAGACCACCGAUGAGACAAUUGCAGAGACAUUCAAAUACUUGUCCUCUUGUGAACAAGAAAUAGGAAUUUCAAGUGAAGCCCAAAGAUAUUUGAGAAUUUCAAUGGCUAUUAAACCGGACAUUGAAUCUGUGAAACAACAGAUCAAAUCCGAAAUUAAAUUGAAUCCAAUUUACGGAUUGAGUGAAAACGGGGAUCAGUUGUGUAGAGGAGAAAAACUUUUAAACGAUUCAAUUGUCUCACAAUUAAACUGUUAUUUCCUAAACACGACUGAAAUCCCAUUUUUACGGUUAACUCGUAUUAAAGUGGAAGAGAUGUAUAAAAGACCGCAAAUUCUUGUAAUCCAUGAUUUCAUGUCAGACAACGAAACACAAACCAUGAUAUCAAUGACCAAACCAUCGCUUCGUCGGCUAAAAGUAGUAAAAAAUAAUGAAUCAGAUUCAGAUGAAGUGGGAUUCAAUAUUAGGGUAGCGAACGGCAAUUGGUUGUACGAUAAGUAUCACCCGGUGUUGCAAACUGUAAGCCGACGUAUCGGUGCCAUCACUGGCCUCAACACAACUUAUGCCGAAGCAUAUAAUGUUAUCAAAUAUAGUGUCGGCGGUUAUUAUGACUAUCAUUACGACUCGUCCAACGCCUAUCGGGAGAGUAACGGAUCCCAACGGAUCGGCACUUGGAUUAACUACUUGGCCGAUGUGGAGGCCGGCGGCGCCACUGUAUUCCCCCUCUUGAAUGUAACCGUUUUGCCCGAGAAGUCUGCGGCACUUUUCUGGCAUAAUCUAUACGACUCGGGAGACACCGAUCGGUUGACACUUCAUAGCGAAUGUCCAGUACUGGUCGGCGACAAAUGGAUUGCCACCAAAUGGAUCCGUACUUAUGGACAAGAGUUUCUUAAACCCUGUUUGAAUAAAUCUGGUGGAAUUUCAAUUACUUUGAAUGAAGACAAGGAAUCACUUCUAAGACAUCCAAUCAAUGUCUAUCUUCUCACCAGAAGAAUAGCCAUUGAAUGGCAAGAAGUGAAGCAUUUAUUGGGAAAGAAAGACAAACCUUUGUUUGAUAUUCAACGCAAUCUCUUUGGCGUCGAUUGUAAUCGAAACACAACUUUGAAAAACACGUCCGAAAUAAUGACACGAUUUGACGAUAAGAUAACUAACAAAGAUAUGAUCAACUCUGCGUAUGGGUUGAUAAGUCUCGUGAAUACAUACGGAUUGGAUAUCAAAUCAUUAAUAAAUGGUUUUAUUAAAUAUAAUAACGGAUCCGGAGAUGAAGUGGUCAUCAAAUCUAUUGGUCUACAAAAUCAAACACUAAAUGCUUUCGAUUGUUAUUUAAUCGGAAAAUUAACGUUUGAAAACAUGGAGUACUCGAAGGCAAUGAUAUGGUUAACUGAAGGGAUCACUAAAAUUGAUAACAAGACCACCGAUGAGACAAUUGUAGAAAUUUUCAAAUACCUGUCCUCUUCUGAGCAAAAAAUGAGAAAUUCAAGUGAAGCCCAAAAAUAUUUGAGAAUUUCAAUGGCUAUUAAUCCGGACUUAGAAUCUGUGAAACAACAGCUCAAAUCCGAGACUAAAUUGAAUCCAAUUUACGGAUUGAGUGAAAACGGGGAUCAGUUGUGUAGAGGAGAAAAACUUUUAAACGAUUCAAUUGUUUCGCAAUUAAACUGUUAUUUUCUAAACACGACUGAAAUCCCAUUUUUACGGUUAACUCGUAUUAAAGUGGAAGAGAUGUAUAAAAGACCGCAAAUCCUUGUAAUCCAUGACUUCAUGUCAGAAAACGAAACAAAAACCAUGAUAUCAAUGACCAAACCAUCGCUUCGUCGGCUAAAAGUAGUAAAAAAUAAUGAAUCAAAUAAAUCGGAUUCAGAUAAAGAGGGACUCAAUAUACGGGUGGCAAACGGCAAUUGGUUGUACGAUAGGUCUGAUCGGGUGCUGCAAACUGUGAGCCGACGUAUCGGUGCCAUCACUGGCCUCAACACCAGUUAUGCCGAACCAUACAAUGUUGUCAAAUACAGUGUCGGCGGUUAUUAUGACUAUCAUUACGACUCGUCCAACGCCUAUCGGGAGAGUAACGGAUCCCAACUGAUGGUCACGUGGAUCAACUACUUGGCCGAUGUGGAGGCCGGCGGCGCCACUGUCUUCCCCCUCUUGAAUGUAACCGUUUUGCCCGAGAAGUCUGCGGCACUUUUCUGGCAUAAUCUAUACGACUCGGGAGACACCGAUCCGUUGACACUUCAUAGCGGGUGUCCAGUACUGGUCGGCGACAAAUGGAUUGCCACCAAAUGGAUCCGUACUUAUGGACAAGAAUUCCUUAAACCCUGUUUGAAUGAUUCGCGUCUUUAUAUUAAG